UCCGGGUCGCUUUCCCAGCUGUCAGCGCCGCUUCCAUUCUGCUCUCCCCUGCCCGCCCCGUUUCUUCUCUUCUUCCUCCUCCUCUUCCUCUUUUCCUCUUCCCCGCAGGCGUGUGCGGCCACCAUGGCGUCCAGCGAGGACGAAGGCGGCAACGGGGGUCCCUCCGAGGCGGGCGAGGAGAAAGAGACGGUCAAGAAGAGGAGACGGGGCUUCCUGGCCACCGCCUGGCUCACGUUCUACAACAUCGCCAUGACCGCCGGGUGGCUGGUACUAGCUGUUGCCAUGGUGCGAUUUUAUAUGGAGAAAGGAACACACAAGGGUUUAUACAAAAGUAUUCAGAAGACGCUGAAAUUUUUCCAGACAUUUGCAUUGCUGGAGAUAGUCCACUGUAUAAUUGGAAUUGUACCUACAUCUGUAAUCGUGACUGGGGUCCAAGUGAGUUCAAGAAUCUUUAUGGUGUGGCUCAUCACCCACAGUAUAAAACCAAUCCAGAAUGAGGACAGUGUGGUACUUUUUCUGGUGGCGUGGACUGUGACAGAGAUCACUCGAUAUUCCUUCUACACAUUCAAUCUUCUGAACCACUUGCCAUACUUCAUUAAAUGGGCCAGAUAUAAUUUUUUUAUCAUCUUGUAUCCUGUUGGAGUUGUUGGUGAACUUCUGACUAUUUAUGCAGCCUUACCCUACGUAAAGAAGACAGGAAUGUUUUCACUAAGACUUCCUAACAAGUACAAUGUUUCCUUUGACUAUUAUUACUUUCUUCUUAUAACUAUGGCCUCCUACAUACCAUUGUUCCCACAACUCUAUUUUCACAUGCUGCGGCAAAGGAGAAAGGUGCUUCAUGGAGAGGUGAUUGUGGAAAAAGAUGAUUAAACAUCCCUAUGAGGAAGGUGCUUUUUCAGAAUAAGGAUUUUACAAAAACUCUGAUCCUCAUCAUCAUCCAAGUUUAAUAACAAGAAUAAACGACAUCUUGAAAUACCCUGGAUUGUAUUGUUUCCUAAAUGUUAACUUGAGACUUCAUAUUUACCAUUUUUUUUACCUCAAAUUAUGCCAUGUUCUUCUAAAGGCAGUAAGUUCUAUGCAAAUAUCA
Vombatus ursinus (common wombat) is the source of this 1087-nucleotide messenger RNA. It is a transcript of the gene HACD1, whose product is annotated as 3-hydroxyacyl-CoA dehydratase 1. NCBI's taxonomy places the organism in Eukaryota, Metazoa, Chordata, Mammalia, Diprotodontia, Vombatidae. The record is from RefSeq and is a predicted model, not a curated record. Gene Ontology annotation, cellular component: endoplasmic reticulum membrane. Gene Ontology annotation, molecular function: 3-hydroxyacyl-CoA dehydratase activity. The transcript is spliced from 7 exons. The coding region runs from base 124 to 870 and encodes 248 amino acids. Gene Ontology annotation, biological process: fatty acid elongation; very long-chain fatty acid biosynthetic process; sphingolipid biosynthetic process.